AUGGUCGACAAUGGUUCUUUGCCUCAGUCCACUCGUGCUUCGCUGUUCAGGGCGAUCUUACUGGGAUGGACGAAUGAUGUCCAAUACAUCGUGCAGUGUGCUGCUGCAAGAGAUAUCGAUGUUAUGAUGGAAAUCGAUACACACGGCCACGCUGCUAUCAUUGUGACCACUUACACCGAAUACGUUGCUAGCUUCCACGCUAGCCCGUGGACAAACUUCGCCAACGAACCCCCUGCUGGCUAG
Suillus plorans is the source of this 243-nucleotide messenger RNA. RefSeq lists its product as uncharacterized. Lineage: Eukaryota; Fungi; Basidiomycota; Agaricomycetes; Boletales; Suillaceae. Gene Ontology annotation, molecular function: hydrolase activity, hydrolyzing O-glycosyl compounds. Gene Ontology annotation, biological process: carbohydrate metabolic process. The transcript is spliced from 4 exons. The coding region runs from base 1 to 243 and encodes 80 amino acids. The record is from RefSeq and is a predicted model, not a curated record.